Messenger RNA from Mesorhabditis spiculigera, 597 nucleotides. The record is from the annotation of a GenBank genome assembly. NCBI's taxonomy places the organism in Eukaryota, Metazoa, Nematoda, Chromadorea, Rhabditida, Rhabditidae.
AUGGGGUUCCCGUUGAUACAAGUCGUAAUGAUCGCCGUUCGGCAGGUGAGCAAACCGGUCUCCGAGGCCGUGAUGCGAUAUGGUAAAAGCCACCCUUUCUUUCGGCAGCGGAUCUUGGUCCCGGUUGGAAGAUAUAUUGUCCACAUGAAAACGCGGUUACGAAUGGAAAAGCUUGGCCUGGGCAAGCCGAUUACCGAUCAGCAAGUAACGGAAGCGGUGGCCCUGGAAGAGGCGACGGAAGCGAUCCAACAAUUCGUGAUCUUCACUUACUCGGUUGGCGUCUACGCCGGCUUCUGGGCAUACACCACGCUCACUGCCGAGCCGACAGUCAAAGAAGAGAAAUUCUUGAGAUACAAGGAAGAGCAAGAAGAGGAAAUCGCCGCCCUUCGCGCACGACUCGAAUCGUUAGAGGCGACGCUAGUGAAACGGGGGAAGGCGCUCCCGCCCGCCCCAACGAGUACGAAGAAUACGGGUAGCCAGUCAUCAGACAAACCGCCAGCCGAGAAAGCUGCAACGACAUCAAAAUUAGAGCGGGUGAGCUCUCUGCCCCUGGACAAAGCCGAGCGCGUGGUGAUAGGCGAGCGCCGAGAAUCGCGG